CCAGCCGGAGCAGUCCGCGGCGAUGUUCGUACAAAACAAUUUGGCACCGGAGAUAGAGGCGCGCGGCAUAAUUCCGCUGAUGAUCGUCGCGCCGUUAAAGACACUACCUCCUCUACGACUGCCCCAAAGGCGUUGCCUGCCAUACCCCUGUCAUCGCCGUCCCCUACCGAUGACGUACACAGACCAAGCAAAAGCGAUCUGUGCCCGGAACCGGCGCGUCCCGAAAAGCCGAAAGAAAGCAUGGCUAAGCUUCCGUCUGAGCGGUCCGCCACUCGAGGCUUCGAAAAGCCUGCAGAAAAGCCUGCAGAAGGGGAGGCAGCACCACUGGAAGCUGACGGACCACGGCCAAAAGCAAAGCAGCCGCGAGAAGAGAUGGGCACCGUAGGUGGUCCGGAACAACGUGUGGCGGCCAGACCGGAUUCCGCUGGAAAGAAUGCUAUGGACAAGCGGCACAAUCUUCGAGCUAAACGUCGCAGACUGAAGCAUCUAGAACAGAGGCAAGCAGCUGCGCGCCGAGCCUCACUGCAUUACAAGCCCAAUAUGGCCAUGCUUCCCGUUCAGAAUGACACGAUGUUUCUGGCGGGGCUGACAGCAGGAGCCAACGAACCUAAGAGAAAAAGCGUCGGGCAAGAGGGCUCCUCAUCCUCAACAAAGUCGUCCAAGUCUGUGGAGUCUGACGCAAAGUUGGCUUCCUCUGAAAACGCUCCAGUCAAAAACGUAGAAGAGAAGCCGGUCAGUGCACAGAAUUCGGCGAAAACCGGAAAGCGGGCCUCGUUGUCAGUCUCCAGCGUAAGGGCUUUUGGCGAGUCAGCCGCGAUAAAGCGACCUCCUGACAUGCCUGGGGCAAAGCCGGGCGUCCACGAAGAUUCUUGUGCCAACGUGGACGCAGCCGUAGCCGCGAGAGACAUUCCAAAGUCAACAGUGGCAACGGCGGAACAGCUGGGUGCCGGGGUCGACGAUAGACCGCAGGUUCCUUCGGCAGAAGAGGAGCCUAAACGUGACCCGAUUCCGGAGGCUAAGCGAGAAAAGAAAAGCAAGCCAAAGACUCGGAGAAAGGGACACAAGCGCCACUACAAGAAAGAGGCAGAUUAAGAAACACCCCCGUUGGCCCUCCCCUCCCCGGCCUUGUCUGUCUGUGAAGGAAAGCGCAAAAGAAUCGCCCCAACAAGUGAUGGUAAACUGAGGGACUCUUUCCUGAGUGCUCCGCUUCACAGAAGAAACGGGGACGGGAUCGUCCAGUAAGAGUGUGUGUCAGGGAAAUUCAUUUUAGCUCCUCUUGCACGCGAGAAUACAAGCCACUGCAACACUGACAAAACGUUCCCGUAUUCAGUUUCUUUCUCUGCGCGAGUGCUCGUUUAAUGAAACGAGAAGUGAGCCAGAUGUGCAACUACGUUGUACUCGUUGCACAAUUUAGUUUUCAUUCACAGUGUCGAAAGGUAUUUGGGUUCGUCCUUCAACAAAGUUUGACCAGGGGGCUUUCUAUGCAUAUAAGUUGCCUUAUCAUUAUAGGUUACUUGUGACAUCCUAAUAUUUACCAUGUACGGUGCCCACAAUUUAAUCUUACCUUUUCACACCUUUGGCUAUGGACGCGGAACCAGCAGUAACUUUCAGGUCACCGUUUUACGUAGAGACUGACUUAAAUUUGUGCCGGUGAUAUGUUGUUGUAUAGAAAGUACUUCACGAGGAAGACAACAAAAAUUGAGACGGAAUUCAGUGCACUGUCUAUUUUCAUUGUUUUCCUUUUGAUUGUCGCCCAUUCCCUACAGCCCAUUCGCACCUGAGACGCUCAAAAAGCGCUGACUUGAGUGUCUUGGAUUAUUGAUGACUAUGGAAGAACGAAAGGCCUUCGCUAUCACCGAGAAAGUGUGUCUGAUGCCUGCGAGAUAAAAAUGGCGCCUACAGGGCAUAGUUUUAACAUUUCCUGGCUCUUCUCCCAAACUGGGUUAACAGGUGAAGCGCUGAAGACCGACAUCUAGGUGCCUGGCUUCGCAAACUUGGUGACAAAGCAGAAUCACCAUGAAGUUACGCAGUUUAAGAACUUGUCAGUAAACGUU
Messenger RNA from Dermacentor andersoni, 2054 nucleotides. RefSeq lists its product as uncharacterized. Lineage: Eukaryota; Metazoa; Arthropoda; Arachnida; Ixodida; Ixodidae. The record is from RefSeq and is a predicted model, not a curated record.